Messenger RNA from Eublepharis macularius, 969 nucleotides. Its product is annotated as olfactory receptor 6J1-like. The record is from RefSeq and is a predicted model, not a curated record. Gene Ontology annotation, molecular function: olfactory receptor activity; G protein-coupled receptor activity. Gene Ontology annotation, cellular component: membrane. The coding region runs from base 1 to 969 and encodes 322 amino acids. Lineage: Eukaryota; Metazoa; Chordata; Lepidosauria; Squamata; Eublepharidae. The transcript has a single exon. Gene Ontology annotation, biological process: G protein-coupled receptor signaling pathway.
AUGGGAAACUACAGCAGACAUGAAGAUUUCCUCCUCUUGGGCUUUCUGCUGGGACCCGAAGUGAGGAUUCUGGUGGCAUUGAUCCUCAUAGCUGUCUAUCUCUUGACCCUGUUUGGUAACAUGACAAUUCUGUUCAUUAUUGUCAAUACGAACCGCCUUCACACACCCAUGUACUUCUUCCUUGGCAACCUCUCUGUCCUGGACCUUGCUUUUUCAACAGUGACUGUUCCCAAUUUUCUGAAGAACCUCCUCUCUGGUAUCAAGACUAUCUCUUUUGUGGGUUGCAUGGCCCAAGCCUACUGCUACUUCUUUCUGGGCACUGUGGAAUAUUUCCUGUUGACCUGCAUGUCCUACGACCGCUAUGUCGCCAUAUGCAACCCCUUGCGCUAUCCUGCCAUCAUGAAUAGCCAUGUUUGUGUCCAGGCAGUGUCGUUUUGCUGGCUGGGUGGGUUUUUCUCUGUCCUUUACCCAACCAUCAUAAUCACCCAGUUGUCUUAUUGCAAGUCCAACAUCAUUGACCACUUUUUCUGUGACAGCGAACCUCUACUGAAACUUUCAUGUAGUGACACACACUUGGUAAGGCUAAUGGCUUUUGUGCUCUCAUCCUUAGUCAUUCUCUGCUCCUUGGUCUUAACAGUUAUCUCCUACGCUUACAUUGUGUCUGCCAUUUUGCGCAUACCCACAGGGAUAGGCCGGCAGAAGGCCUUCAACACAUGCGCUUCCCACCUUACCUUGUUCCUUAUGACCACCAGCGUUUCCAUCUUACUGUACGUGAUUCCGUCUGAGAAGUCUUCUUUAGGGGCUCGUAAAGUCCCAGCUCUUCUCAGCAGUAUUGUCAAACCAUUUCUGAGUCCUUUUGUAUACACCCUGAGAAAUGAUUUAGUCAAAGGGAUCCUGGGAGAGAUUUUUGGCCAGGGGAAGACAAUAGUGGCUCAAAGAUUGCAGAAGUUACUGCCCUGUCAGAUUUAA